GGGCGGAAGUUGCGCGGCGCAGUGUGUGCGCAGGCUGGCACGGCUAAGGACAGGAGUCACCAGGCUGCUCACAUUAAAACAAAAAAACAAAAAACAACACCCUUGGCGUCCAACAAACGACCAUUACAUCGGAAUAUGGAUGACGACGUGUUGACGACUCUGAAACUGUUGAUAAUAGGCGAGAGCGGAGUGGGGAAGUCCAGUCUUCUCCUGAGAUUCACCGAGGACACUUUCGACCCAGAACAGUCUGCUACAAUAGGUGUGGAUUUCAAAGUGAAGACACUAUCUAUUGAUGGGAACAAAGCCAAACUCGCCAUAUGGGACACAGCUGGUCAGGAAAGGUUUCGCACGUUAACACCCAGCUACUAUCGGGGCGCGCAGGGUGUCAUACUUGUAUACGAUGUUACCAAGCGGGACACCUUCACCAAGCUGGAAAACUGGCUGAACGAACUGGAAACCUACACAACUCGCAAUGAUAUCGUCAAGAUGCUCGUUGGGAACAAGAUCGAUCGGGAUGACCAUGAAGUGGACCGCAACGAAGGCCUGAAGUUCGCAAGAAAACACUCCAUGCUUUUUAUCGAGGCAAGCGCGAAGACCAAAGAUGGCGUCCAGUGUGCCUUCGAGGAGCUCGUGGAGAAGAUCCUCCAGACCCCGGGCCUUUGGGAGAGCGAGACCCAGGGACAGAAACUGCGCCUGGGCAACCAGGAGCAAGGCGGCGGCCGGGCCUGCGGAGGGUACUGCUCCAUACCUUGAAAGCGGACACACAAAAAAAAAAAUUGCUGACAGACCAGAACCCGGAAAGGAGAGGAAUAAUGCGAGUGGUUAAAGACGCGACGGGGACGGGGACGGACUCCUUGCACACGACACUUCUUUCUGUUUAGUUGGUAGUUUGAAAAUGAACAUGGAGCACGCACACAUCUUAUUCUGACAGGACUUCACUCCACACACAGUGUUGUUCAGUAAAGUAACAUGCACCAACCUUUUUUUUCCUGCCUUCUGCGGCCAUGCUUGCUUCAAAUGUAGCCGCGCUUAGUACGGGGGGGACCUUCCUUUCAACGCCAUGAAAAAACAUGGCGCGUACUCCGAAAUAAAACAUUUCACACUUUCUACUGUCAGAUGAGAUUAACCAUGACAUAAUUACGAACAUAAUGUUUUGAGGAAUAAUCUCUCCAUAAAUACACAGAAAACGUAAUUGUUACGGAACCAUACUUUCCAAGAGCCUUUAACAAUGCGUGCACCAAGGCUCUAUACUCGACUUCAAAAAAACAAAAAUGUGUUAAAAGAUUCCGCAUUCUAAAUAUGCUUCAUUACAUACCUGAGCGGUCUGUUUUCCAUUCGAUAUUUCCCAACCUACAGGACACAAUGCGUUUUCUUUAUUUUCAUGACUAUGGGCAUUUAUUUUGCCACGGGGGGGCCAAAUUUCAAGAAAAAAAUGUGUAUUUUUUAGGAACACGAAUACAAAACCUCACAAUAAUGUCUGAUUGAAAGCUAAAAAUGUUAUGACAGACCACCUUAAAAGCUAAAUGGAAAUUAAUUUUUUUUUUUUUACUGAUUGAGACACCCAGAAUGUGGGAUUUACAAUAUUUACUAUGAACGAUAAAAUAAUGAAUAUUGACAACAAACUGUAAGAACGUCAAUCGACAUGUUAUUAAACAGUGUUGUUCAGUAAAGUAACAUGCACCAACCAAUUUCUUCCUACCUUCUGCGGCCGUCCUUCCUUCAAAUGUAGCCGCGCUUAAUAUGGGGGGGCCUUCUUUUCAACGCCAUGAAAAAACACGGCGUGUACUCCGAAAUAAGACAUUUCAGAAUUUCUACUGUCAGAUGAGUUUACCAAUGACAUAAUUACUAACAGGAUGUUUUGAGGAAUAAUCUCACCAUAAUUACACAGAAAACGUCAACGUUACGGAACCAUACUUUCCAAGAGCCUUUAACAAUACGUGCACCAAUGCUCUAUACUCGACUUCAAAAAAACAAAAAUGUAUUAAACGAUUCCGCAUUUUAAAUAUGCUUCAUUACAUACCUGAGCGGUCUGUUUUCCAUUCGAUAUUUCCCAACCUACAGGACACAAUGCGUUUUCUUUAUUUUCAUGACUAUGGGCAUUUAUUUUGCCACGGGGGGGCCAAAUUUCAAGAAAAAAAUUUGUAUUUUUUAGGAACACGAAUACAAAACCUCACAAUAAUGUCUGAUUGAAAGAUAAAAAUGUUAUGACAGACCACCUUAAAAGCUAAAUGGAAAUUACAUUUUUUUUUUUUACUGAUUGAGACACCCAGAAUGCGGGAUUUACAAUAUUUACUAUGAACGAUAAAACACUGAAUAUUGACAACAUAUGAAAAACCUCACAUUAAUGUAAUAAAACUUUUACUGAAUGAGACACCCAGAGCUCUGGUUGCUUGGAGAUGGCCUAAGAACGUAUUUAAAAAAAUUGAUUAUUAAAAUAUUUUUAUUUUUAAAAAUUUUUAAUCGGCUUUUGAAAACGAUAAAUCGAUUUAGAAUCGGGAUGAAGACAAAUCACAAUUUGGGUGUCAAAUUAAUUUUUUGCGCACCCUUACAUAAUAUGACCAGUGUACAGUACACCUAUGUAAUUAUCUAAACAAUCCCAAACAAUUAAGCUUACCUAUUAACGUUAGCGUGCUAAUAGGUAGCAUUUUUUCCCAGUAACAAAAUGUUUGCCACUGUGUUGUAACCUAUUAUUAAUAUUAAAAAAAAAAACUUUAGAUUUUAAUUGUAUUUUUUUAAUCGACCUGUGAAAACUAAGAACCAGGAUGAAGAUGAAUCGCGAUUCAGGUAUGAAUUGUUUUUUUUGCGGACCCUUACAAAAUGACUCUGGUGUACAGUAUACCUAUAAAAUUAGCUAAAAAAAAAACUAUUAAGCUAACAUAAGCAUGCUAACAUGUAGCAUUUUAUCAUGAUUCAGAUGUGAAUUUAGUUUUUUGUUCACCCUUACAAAAUAUGACCCUGGUGUACAGUAUACCUAUAAAAUUAGCUGAAAAAAAACCCCUAAGAAACUAACUUAACAUUAGCAUGCUAAAACAUAGCAUUUUAUCACAAUUCAGGUGUGAAUUUAGUUUUUUGUUCACCCUUUCAAAAUACAACCGGUGGACAGUACACCUAUAAAAUUAGCUAAAAAAACAAACUAUUAAGCUAGCCUAAUAUUAGCAUGCUAACAGGUAGCAUUUUAUCACGAUUCAGGUGUGAAUUUAGUUUUUUGUUCAUCCCUACAAAAUAUGACUCUGGUGUACAGUAUACCUAUAAAAUUAUCUUAAAAAAACUUAUUUAGCUAACGUAACGUUAGCACGCUAACAGGUUGCAUUUUAUCACGAAUCAGGUGUAAAUGUAUUAAUUUGCGGACCGUUACAAAAUAUGACUCCGGUGUACAGUACACCUAUAAAAUUAGCUAAAAAAAACUAUUAAGCUAACCUAACGUUAGCAUGCUAAUAGGUAGCAUUUUAUCACAAUUCAGGUGUGAAAUUUAGUUUUUUGUUCACCCUUACAAAAUAUGACCCUAGUGUACAGUAUACCUAUAAUAUUAGCUAAAAAAAACUAACAAAAAACUAUUAAGCUAAACUAACGUUAGCAUGCUAACACAUAGCAUUUUAUCACGAUUCAGGUGUGAAUUUUGUUUUUUGUUCACCUAUAAAAUUAGUAAAAAUAAAUAUAUAAAGCUAACCUAACGUUAGCAUGGUAACAGGUAGCAUUUUUUUUUUUUUAAAACUGCACAAUUUGCAAAAGCUAUCAUGCUAAUAUAGAAUGCUAGAAACUAUGAUCGGGUCGCACUUUGUAGACCCCUGUUAUGUCAUUAGCACAUUUAGAUGGGCAUCAUUUGUAGUAAAUGUAUGGUUGGGGGUCUUUGAGUGUCAAUCACGUCGUCCAUAAUUAUUCUGGAAUUUUUUUCCGUCAUGUAAAAUCAUUCCCACGCCCUCUUUAUCCUUUUUUCGCGCCACGUUUCAAUCACACUUCGCAAGACGUCGCCAUGACAACUGCCUUAACCAUGAAUGGUAUAUGCUGUAGUCCAAGUAUGCUCAAAAGACAAAAUAAAUUAAAGCUGCAAGCAGCGACGGACGGGA
Molecule: messenger RNA, 4064 nt
Organism: Nerophis ophidion (straightnose pipefish)
Lineage: Eukaryota; Metazoa; Chordata; Actinopteri; Syngnathiformes; Syngnathidae
Product: ras-related protein Rab-18-like
Exons: 7
Coding region: 136-753 (205 amino acids)
Molecular function (GO): GTPase activity; GTP binding
Source: RefSeq, a predicted model, not a curated record